This is a messenger RNA of Nematocida minor, 1728 nucleotides long. RefSeq lists its product as uncharacterized. Bases 1 to 1728 code for a protein of 575 amino acids. The record is from RefSeq and is a predicted model, not a curated record. NCBI's taxonomy places the organism in Eukaryota, Fungi, Microsporidia. The transcript has a single exon.
AUGAUCCUAAAAGGAACACUGAAACAGGUAAUAUUAGGGAUACUUGUACUAGCUUACUUGCAAAGAGCCAGCUGUCUAAAGGAGAAAGAUGUGAAAAAGAUAUGGAGCUACUGGAAUGAAAGGAUGACUUCCAUGCAAAAAGAAUUUAAAAUCCGUAGAAAUUUUCUUAACAACAAAGUCAAACUUUUUGUAUGUAAAGAAAUACCACCCCAAAGCCUUAGUGAAGACAUAGAAACAGGAAAGACCAACCUGUUCAACAUGGAAGCACAACUCUCAGAGUUUACUGAAAACGCAGAAACUGUGCUGAAAAAAGCAAAAGAGCUGAUAGAUUUAAACGAAGCCUCUGGACAUAGAAUGGCUGUAGCAUUAUUUCGCUCACAUUUUCAGAAAAUAGAUGAAGCAGAGGACAGUUUGCAGAAAAUGAUUCCGUCUGCCCUUGAUAAGAUUGAUUCAUUAUGCGCAAAAAUAAAAGAGUUCGACUCGCACAUGCUGGGAGUGAUAGAAAAGUGCAGUAAGAUGAAGAAAAAAUAUAGCAGAGUAGAAUACUUAAAAUUGUUUAGGCUGGCAAAGAUAAAUAAGCCUUUCGCUAUAGACAUGCUGUAUGCUCUUUUUACAAUAGAGCCGUACAAAUCAAAGUAUGAUAUAGAGGAAACGGUAGAAUACAUGCUUGAAAAACUGAGUAACUAUUUCCUUGGUAUGGAUGCAACACACUAUGCUAAUCUUAUUAAUUACAACGUAAAAAAUGGGCAUCUAAACUUACUGGAGCUAGCUGAUACACAUCUGCACACACUAUUUGAGCAAUAUGGAAUUGACUCAGAUACAGUAGAAACUUAUCUUAACCUACUGGAGGAACACAUUCCAGAUGAAGAGAUAGCGUAUUUCACAAACAUUACGCCUGAGCUGACUGUAAAAAUGGUAAUACUGGAGUAUGCAUUGCAUAGACACUUUAUGGACUACAAAAAAAAUGAUCUGUUUUGUCUUCUGGGAAGAAUAAUAGCAGCCAUUGGAAAGCCAGCAAAAAAAAGUGCAGAUGUUCAGGAAGACAAGAAGAAAGCAAGAGAGAAACAAGAUAGAGUGAUUGAUGCUCUGCACAUCCUGUGGAAUGAAUGCGAAACAUUCAACAGAGAGAAGCGAGUAGCAACUAUCUUCCCGUUCUGCAAACAGAAUCACAUAAAUCGCAGUAGCUUUGAAACUUUGCAAAACGGCUUUACGUCUGCCCGUUGGAUGUACAAGCUGAAUCUGGCUACGCCAGCAGACAAGCUUACUGAUGAACAAAAAUUAUUCAAAAAAACCCACUUUGAUAUGUCCUAUGUCCAUCCCAUGUGCUAUAUCUACCAGCGAUGCGAAGAUAUGAGCCAUUUAGUCAAGACAGAUGCUGAGUCUGAUCAAAAGCCCUUUGUGGAGCUAGGAUCAAAAAUUAUCGUUAGGCCGCACAGAGUAAGUGAAGCAGAUACUGAUUUAGUAAAACUGGAGAAUAUGAAAGAUUGCGUUAGAAUAUGGUUCAUAUCCUCAGGAGAAACUAAAAUUAUCAGUAGAAAAGAAGAUGGCGAGGAGUAUUGCAGCAUAGUAAAAGAUUUUGAAACUCACUUGAAAAAAUCGUCGUAUCCAGUUAAUGUAGAAAUAGCAGCUGAAGAGGCAGUUGAAGCUCAGACUGGUGAAAGCAAUCCUGUACAGGAUGAUCAAAUAGAAGUUAAUGAAGAUGAUAACGAUGGCUUUGAGAUAGUUUAA